ACUAGAGGGAGAGGGCUUCUGAGGGAGUUUGUUGGCGAAAGAACAAAGAUGGGUGGCUGUGCUUCUCUCUUCUCUCUUGUUCUUCUUUUUGCAUUUGCUGGUCCGCAACUUGUUUACGGAAAUGUGGAGCUGAGAGCGCUUAUGGAGAUGAAAGCUUCUCUAGACCCUGAAAACAGAUUUCUUUCCUCUUGGAAUAGCAACGGUGACCCAUGUAGCGGCUCGUUUGAAGGUAUCGCUUGUAAUGAGCAUGGUAAAGUAGCUAACAUCUCGUUGCAGGGGAAGGGUCUCUCUGGACGGGUUCCUCCGGCAGUCGCUGGUCUUCAACGUUUGUCUGGCCUUUACCUACACUACAACUCUUUAUCUGGAGAGAUCCCCAGAGAAAUUUCCAAUCUUACUGAGCUGUAUGACCUGUAUCUCAACGACAAUAAUCUCUCCGGGAACAUUCCACCUGAAAUAGGAGAUAUGGCUAGUCUCCAAGUUCUACAACUUUGUAGUAACCAUCUGACGGGGGAAAUACCGACACAGUUGGGUUCUCUGAAGAAGCUUAGCGUUCUCGCUCUUCAAUCUAAUCGAAUAUCCGGUGCUAUUCCUGCCAAUUUAGGAGAGUUGCAGACGCUGACGAGGUUGGAUGUAAGCUUUAAUCAAUUAUUUGGUUCAAUUCCAGCAAAACUAGCUGAUGUUCCUCAACUGAAAGUUCUAGACGUCCGUAACAAUACUCUCUCGGGCAACGUCCCACCUGCUCUGAAGAAAUUGAAUGAUGGAUUCCAAUACGGGAACAACUCGGGCUUAUGUGGAGUUGCGUUUCCUUCUUUGAGAACUUGCACUGCUACGGAUCAGCAGAACCCUGAUAGACUCGAACCUCUUGGAGCUGUCACAAAUGGCACUUCUACGAAAUUCCCAGAAACUGCAAAUUUCCAGGUGCAUUGCAACCAGACCAAUUGCUCAAAUCCAUCAAAACCCCCUCGAGUUGCAGUUGUCAUUGGAGUUAUUGCAAUUACUGUUGCAUUGAUGGUUACCGGGCUACUCACCUUCUCGUGCUACCGUCGCCGGAAACAGAAGAUUGGAAGUGCUUUUGAUACCUCAGAUAGUCGUCUUAGCACUGACCAGGCCAAAGAGGUCUACAGGAAGAGUGCCUCUCCGCUCAUCAGCCUUGAGUACUCUAACGGGUGGGAUCCAUUGGCUGAUGGGAGGAAUGUGAAUGGGUUCUCACAGGACGUUCUUCAAAGUUUCAGGUUCAAUCUGGAAGAGGUGGAGUCAGCUACUCAGCAUUUCUCAGAGGUGAAUCUAUUGGGAAAGAGCAACUUCUCGGCCAUCUAUAAGGGAAUUUUAAGAGAUGGGUCUGUUGUUGCUAUCAAGAGCAUCAACAAAUCUAGCUGUAAGACGGAAGAGGGUGAUUUCUUAAAGGGUUUGAACAUACUAACUUUGUUGAGACAUGAAAACCUUGUUGGGUUAAGAGGUUUUUGCUGUUCCAGAGACAGGGGUGAGUGCUUCCUCAUCUACGAAUUUGUCCCGAAUGGGAACUUGUUGCAGUAUCUUGAUCAGAAGGAAGGUAAUGGCCGGUUUCUUGAAUGGUCCAAUAGGGUUUCCAUCAUCCAUGGCAUUGCUAAAGGUAUUGAGUACUUACACAGCAACAAACCUACCAAACCUGCUCUUGUUCAUCAAAACAUAUCAGCGGAUAAGGUGCUCAUCGACCAGGGAUUCAAGCCAUUGCUCUCGGACUCUGGCCUGCACAAGCUCCUGGCAGAUGACAUUGUGUUCUCAGUACUCAAGGCCAGUGCUGCAAUGGGAUACCUAGCCCCAGAGUAUACCACCACUGGCCGAUUCACAGAGAAGAGUGAUGUAUAUGCAUUUGGGGUAAUUGUACUUCAGAUACUCUCUGGAAGACGAAUGAUCAGCCAAUCAAUGCGAGUGGGAGCUGAAACAUGCAGGUUUGAAGAAUUCAUGGACAAGAAUCUUGAUGGGAAGUUCUUAGAAGCUGAGGCAGAAAAAAUGACGAGAAUAGCUUUGGAUUGCACCCAUGAGUCACCUAACCAUAGACCCAACAUGGAAACGGUGAUUCAAGAACUGAGCAAAUGAGGUAGCAAUUCCCCUUCGUCCAUUGUUCUGAUGACUUAUUUGGGUGUAAGGUGCAGAGAUGGGGGCCAUAUCUCACUAACUCACUGAUUCUGAACCUUCUAGCUCUUGAUUCUUCUGUGCUGUGCUGUGUCCUUUCCUGAGGACAGAGGGUUGGCUAUUUUAAAUUGUGUUUUCUUCUGGUCCUCGCAGCUCGGAAGCUUUCUGUGUUUGCAUUAAUUGAUCUUCAGCUGUGUAAUGUAGCUUGGUACCCCCAUUACUAAUGCUAAAGAAGAAAAUAGCUU
This is a messenger RNA of Telopea speciosissima, 2357 nucleotides long. RefSeq names its product LRR receptor-like serine/threonine-protein kinase GSO2. The transcript has 5 exons. Bases 49 to 2076 code for a protein of 675 amino acids. The record is from RefSeq and is a predicted model, not a curated record. Gene Ontology annotation, biological process: protein phosphorylation. Gene Ontology annotation, molecular function: protein binding; ATP binding; protein kinase activity. NCBI's taxonomy places the organism in Eukaryota, Viridiplantae, Streptophyta, Magnoliopsida, Proteales, Proteaceae.